GCAACACCGCACUCGAAGCUCUUCAAGACCUGCAAGUGGUCAAAAGGGGGGUCGAGGUCCCCGACAGUCUUGGGACUUUUCGAUUUAACCAUUCCCCCGAAUGACAUCGACUUGCUAGUUCCCAGGUAUCGACCUUCCUAAUAGGGCUGUGGUUAGGAAAUUUCAGUCGAUAAAUGCUUGGCGAGAUGGUCUGGAUCCGCGGUUCCAACCCCACCCUUUGCCCAGACCCCUUUCUUUUAGGGCCCAAGAUCCCCAUUACGCUGUUCUUUAGCUCUCAAUCUGAGCUAGAGCAUCUUGAUCACUAAUCAAGCACCGUCUCGGAGAGUUGCCUGCAAUCAAUGUCCUGAUUUGCAAUUAGUAUGAAGAGCUUUCCCGGCGUAGCUCUUCUAGUCGGACUGCCUCUUUGUCUAGUUCAGGCAGCACCGGAAUCCACCCCUCUCUCGUUCGAACCCGGUGUGGACUGGUACGGCAAUGAUGGAACUUGGAGCGCCGUGAACGUCUGGGUCGGUACAGACCUCACAACAGUAUCCUUGUUUCCAAGUACUGUAGACAGGAAUACGUGGCUUAUCGGAGGAAAGGGUUGCGAAAACUCUUCAUUAUCGGAUUGUUCGAAAAAACGAGGCGGGCUCUUUCGCACCAAUGAAUCCUCGACAUGGUUCAGUCAAGGUCAACGCCCUAGCUCGAGGGAUUCUUCCAUCCAAGCAAACUACGGCACAGAUACGAUAGUCGCAUAUUUUACAGAGAUAUACGAGAACCAACUUGCCGUUGUUAAUGAUACGGAUACGUGGAUCGGAUUGCUCGGACUCGCCGUAGGCUCAAGUGACCAUGCUGACCUCUCCACCUUCUCCUUGAUGGAACAGGCGUAUCUCAACACCAGUAUUUCUCCCAGUGGGACCUAUGGUUACACUGCUGGCGCCCACUAUCGAUUGAAAGGCGUUCCGGCAUCUCUUACGAUUGGGGGUGUAGAUCAGGAGCGAUAUAGUGCGAACAAUGCGACGUUUCAUCUGACCAGGAGCUUGACUCCUGUUGUCUCACUGAAUACCAUCUCAAUCUCGUCCGGAACAGAAGGUGAUGACAAGGGCACUCUUACAAACCACCAAAUCACACCUUCCCAACCGGGGGGCAAUGCUCUGUACACCCUCGACUCCUCGACCAGCUAUAUAUGGCUGCCGGGAAACGCCUUUGAUGCCUUUGGUCAGGCUUUCAAUCUUACCUAUGAUGAUGAUCUAGGCUUUUAUACGUAUGGAAACGAUACAUCACUUCGACAGCGUCUUCUAUCCAUGGACUUGUCAAUCACAUUCUCAAUCUCCGACUUCCCCGAUGCCUCCCAAAGUGUGAAUAUAACCCUCCCCUUCCAAGCCUUCGACCAUUCCCUCACCUAUCCAUUCCCAAAUCUGCCAUCCAAAUAUUCCAAGUCUUCACUCCCCUAUAUCCCCAUCAAGAGGACGUCCACAAACGAAAAACAACGAAUCGGCCGAGUCUUCUUCCAAGAAGCGUACCUAGCAGUCGACUACGAGAAGAAGCAGUUCUCUCUCUACCAAGCCAAAUUUGACGAGAAUCUUCUUUCCGAUGACAGCAAGGAUAUUGUCCGCAUUGACUCCUACCUUGACAAGUCAUUUGACGAACUGUUUGGGAAAAAGGGGCUCUCGACGGCAGCCAAAGUGGGAAUUGGGGUGGGUACGGCAGUUGGGGCCAUCCUAGUCAUCGGGGCCGGGGUAUUCGUAUUUUUACGAAAGCGUCGGUCGGUAAGCGAAAAAAAGAGUACUAGAUUAGAGGAUACUGCAAGUAGCUUCGGUUCUCCGUCUCAUGGGCCAGGCGAGCUCUAUGGCGAUGGUGAACAUCGGUAUGAAAUGGCGUCGGAUACCUCUCAUGCUGUGUUUGAGCUGCCGGGAUCUGGGCCGGCUGAGCUGGAUGCUGGACCGUCUUUUAUAAGUUACGCGGAUUAUGUGGCUGGAAGGGAUGAGAAAAGGCACUCUUCACGGCAUUCUGAAACUCGGUCGAGUAUUGCUGUUUCGUUAUCUUCGAAGGUUACGGAGAGUUCAGAUGAAGAAGAUGGCCCGGCGCCAAAGAAGGGACAUACUGAUGGUCCUCCUAAAUAUACCCCAUAGAUAUAAACGAAACUAUAGAGCUUAAUAUGGAAAUGAUUUUGAAACGCCCA
Messenger RNA from Aspergillus alliaceus, 2158 nucleotides. Its product is annotated as pepsin-like aspartic protease. The coding region runs from base 360 to 2108 and encodes 582 amino acids. Gene Ontology annotation, biological process: proteolysis. Gene Ontology annotation, molecular function: aspartic-type endopeptidase activity. The record is from RefSeq and is a predicted model, not a curated record. NCBI's taxonomy places the organism in Eukaryota, Fungi, Ascomycota, Eurotiomycetes, Eurotiales, Aspergillaceae. The transcript has 5 exons.